Molecule: messenger RNA, 1189 nt
Organism: Coniophora puteana RWD-64-598 SS2
Lineage: Eukaryota; Fungi; Basidiomycota; Agaricomycetes; Boletales; Coniophoraceae
Product: electron transfer flavo protein alpha subunit
Exons: 3
Coding region: 70-1116 (348 amino acids)
Cellular component (GO): mitochondrion
Molecular function (GO): electron transfer activity; flavin adenine dinucleotide binding
Source: RefSeq, a predicted model, not a curated record
GGCGCGACUUCCGGAAUCCCAUCUGGACCAACACCCAGAGCAACUCCGUCUGUUUCCUCAGGCUCCAACAUGUUGCGCGUAGCAAGCCUCAACUUUCGGACAAGCCUGCUUCGUACCUAUGCCACCGCCGCCUCUCCUCAUGCGCUGGUUUUCCUUGAACACCGUGGAGGCAGUCUCGAUUCCGGGUCACUUUCGGCCGUAACAGCUGCCUCUCAGUUAGGUGGUCAGGUCACAGGACUCAUUGUGGGCAAUGAGAGUGAAGUUCCAGCAGCAAUUGAGGCUGCUAAGAAAGUGAAAGGUCUGAAUGCCAUUGUUCACUGCACGUCACCCCAAUACACGGCCAGUUUGCCGGAAACUGUCUCUCCUCUUUUUGAGAAGAUCCUCUCAGGAAGCACGCAGUACUCCCAUGUUGUAUCAGCACACUCGUCUUCCGCUAGAUCUAUCCUCCCCCGCGUCGCUGCUAGACUUGAUGUUCCGGCCGUCUCUGACAUCACGUCUCUUGAGCAUGAUGCCUCCGCGAGCACUACGACUUUUACCCGUCCCAUCUACGCCGGCAACGCUAUCGCGACAGUUCGCUCCCCCUCAUCCGUUCCCAUCAAGUUCUUUACGAUCCGCUCAACCGCGUUCUCGGCCGCGCUGUGCGAGGAGGGAACCAGCGUCGAAGCCACGAGCAUUGACCCCACUGAAGUUGCAGAUCCUCCUUCAGAGCAUGUCAAGACCUCGCUGACCAAGUCAGACCGCCCCGAGCUUGGAGUUGCUACCCGGGUUGUGUCUGGAGGACGGGCGUUGAAGAAUGCUGAGACGUUCGAAUCCACCCUCUACCCCUUAGCAGAUCUCCUUGGUGCAGCGGUUGGUGCCUCAAGGGCUGCCGUCGAUGCUGGGUAUGCGGACAACUCGCUGCAAGUUGGUCAGACUGGCAAGAUAGUCGCUCCUGAGCUGUAUAUGGCGCUUGGCAUCUCUGGGGCUAUCCAGCAUUUGGCUGGCAUGAAGGAUUCCAAAUUGAUCGUUGCUGUGAACAAGGACCCCGACGCUCCCAUUUUUCAGGUUGCAGAUGUUGGGUUGGUAGGAGACUUGUACCAAGUUGUGCCGGAGAUGAUCGAAAAACUUAAACAAUAGAACGGAUCCAUGUAUCAACCCGCCAAUAGGUCUAACAUGUUACACAGACAUGGAAGUGAUGUGCUAAUAUCCG